Molecule: messenger RNA, 504 nt
Organism: Schistosoma curassoni
Lineage: Eukaryota; Metazoa; Platyhelminthes; Trematoda; Strigeidida; Schistosomatidae
Source: the annotation of a GenBank genome assembly
AUGAAAGAGACCGUUGGUUUAUGGAGAAAAUUAUGUGUUAUCAACAAACGAUUGGAUGGGAAAAUGGCAAUUGUGACAGGAUGUAACACUGGAAUCGGUCUUUAUACAACCAGUGAAUUAGCUCGUCGUGGUGCAACAAUCAUUAUGGCAUGUAGAAAUAUUGAACGAGCCAACAAAGCUAAAACACGUCUAAUGGAACUGUAUGGUAAGAAUAAUGAGAAAAGUGGCGAAACAGAUAUUGCAUGUAGUCAAGUGAAGUCAUCUUUAAAGCCUAUCGAGUCAGAUCAGAAUAUUAUACGAUUUCUUAUGCGGACUGUAUUUACUACACCAUGGAAAGGUGCACAAACUACUCUAUAUACUGUAUUAACAGAUAACUUGACUCCUGGAGGUUAUUAUUCAAAUUGCACAUUGAAAAAACCUUCAAAAUCUGUUCAAAAUGGGGAAGACAGAAAAUGGUUUUGGAAUAAAACAUGUGAACUAUUGAACAUACAAUGUGAUAACUAG